UCGGACGUUUGUUUACAUUCCUCUCUCGGAAUGCCUUCGUGAUGUCACAGGAGCCAAACGUUCGAUCUGGAGUUUUGAAAUGAACUCCUGUUCUCUUUCCAGUGGGCGUCUGGCGCGUGUUAAUAUUUCGCGAAAAGACGAGGGGCGAGCGUUUUUAAAUCCACGCGACACCACACGCACGCCCACUGCGCGCGGACAUUCUGAAGCCGUCUAAUCUCCGGCAGCAAAACUAAAGCCGUUUAGGGAUCCAUUUAGUGAUAAGCCCGAGAGCGAACAUGGAUGGAGAGGAAUUUGCAAUGACGAGAGCGAUGCUGACCGGAUCUGUAUGGCUGCUCUGCUCCCGUGGAAACUAGAAGAGACCAACAUCGCGCGCGUUGUCAUUAAUAAACCUUGCCAACCGCUGAUAUUUACCAGUCUCCGACUUUUUAUAUAUUUUUUUAGAAUCCACGUCUCCAGAGUUACGCAAACAUGGGCAAAGACGAAUGCAAAACCAUGUUGGACGCCCUGAACAAAGUAACGGCUUGCUACAGGCAUCUGGUGAUUGCUUUGGGGAGCACGUCGGAUUCUCAAAACCUACGAGAGGAACUUAAAAAGACCCGCAAUAAAGCCCAGGAGUUGGCCGUGGCCAACAGGACUAAACUGACGACUCUUUUGAAAGACAAGAGCAUCAGCAAAGACGACCGCGCCGAAUACGAGCGCCUCUGGGUGCUCUUCACCAGCAGCAUGGAGCUCCUGGAGGUGGACAUGAAGAGAUCCCUGGAGAUCGGGCAGGAUUUCCCACUCAAAGUGCCAACGAGACACCUCAUCCAAACGGGCAUGACCGGCAGCACCACGACCGUGGCGGCCCGAGCCAUGAGCGUCCAAAACAUGAAAUACGAAGCGGACGCGAACAUCGACACGGCGGAUCUCAAAGAGCUGGAGACCGAGAUUGCACAGGUGGACCAGAUGAUGGAGGAGAUGGAGAUGAAGGUGCAGGUGGCGCAUUGGGCUGUCGAGGCGAAACAGGAAGCGGGCGCCGAGUUAAAAUCCACAGCCAGUGUCGGAAAUUCGUCUGUCGGUGUCAUCUCGAUUUGCGAGGAGGAACCCAAAGAAACGGUGGAAACAGAAACUGACAUGAUGAAAGUAUUCGCAGGCAUUAUAUUCACUGCGGUUUUAUUAAUUGCCGGAAUUCUGGGCUACCUGGUGAUUAAUCUUUGAGUAACGGGUCUGGUUGCAGAUAUGUAGUUUGGCCUGUUUAUCAGGAUGGCACUGACUCAGGGCUUAGAUGUUCGGUCGGAAUGUACAUGGAGGCAGCAACAUGUUGCUUUAGUAGGUCUGUGAAUUUGUGGAGGCAUGAUGUCUUGAUGUCAUGAUGUCAUGAUGCUGGAGAUCACCUCCCCAGCAUUUAGAUGGCAGUGCUAGCAGCUAAUGGCCCAUCAUUCUGAUUACUCUACUAAAUAGAAGGCAACAGAUCAUAAUCAGGAUUUAUGAGCCAAAAAGAAAUUCACUGCAUCACUUGAAACUUAAAGAGGACUUAGUUGUAGCAUAUACAUUCUAUAUGUGUCCUAUACAGAGUAGUAGGCGUAUCAGAAAGUGGACAUUUGGUCACUGGAUGAAGACCCACGACCAACUUGUGACACUUGGACAUCAUCAAAAGGCUCUGCAUAUUAAACCGAUGUUUGUUUCUCAGUUUAUAUUAAUAGGUGACAUAUAUGAGGUUGCUCAUGAUGUCACCCUGUUCUACAGAUGGCCCGUCAUUGACUGUUUGCACUCUGGCGAAAUGGGCCUUACAGUAGAUGUGUCGCUGCAUACUUUGCAACAGUUUCAACAUUUUAGUGUUUGAUUUGUACAUAGGAACUAUACUCAUGUCAUAUUAG
Molecule: messenger RNA, 1856 nt
Organism: Xyrauchen texanus (razorback sucker)
Lineage: Eukaryota; Metazoa; Chordata; Actinopteri; Cypriniformes; Catostomidae
Product: regulator of G-protein signaling 9-binding protein-like
Exons: 1
Coding region: 469-1197 (242 amino acids)
Biological process (GO): G protein-coupled receptor signaling pathway; detection of light stimulus involved in visual perception
Cellular component (GO): neuron projection; photoreceptor outer segment
Source: RefSeq, a predicted model, not a curated record